CUUUUGUUUUGCAGAUAUAAAAUCUAUUCUAGACAAAGGUAAAAAGAAUGGCAACAAGAGCAAGAGAGACAGCUCCUGCAGGGAAGGAGAAGAGAGGAACAUCACCAAUACAUCACCAAAGAAGUAUAACAAACACAUCAAAAACAACAUCACCUGUUAGAAAACAAGUUGAUCCAACAUCAACAACUAGUUCUUUAAACAAGAAUGUUCCUAGCUACCUCAAACCAACAAUUACUCAAGCUAAGAAGUCUGCAUCUUCAAGUGACCUGCACAACACUCACAGUACCAAAACUUCUAAUCUAGCUCGAAGAAGAUCAUUCGAUAAUAAGCCUCCCCUGCAUUCUUCCUCACCAAAAACCAGAAUUUCCCCUAGUCCUAAGGAGAGAAUUCCUCGCUCAUCGUCUUCUUUAUCAACCAAGACUUCCACUUCUCAGAAACCCCUUUUGGAUAGAUUAUCAAAAACUACUACUAGUAAGGAUGCCAUUGGCAAACAACGCAGUGCUGGCCUGAAUUCUAGGCCAGUGACCAAAAAGAAGACGACCACAACCAGGAAGCAUGAUAGUGCUAGUGGUUCAACUACAAAAGCAUCAGUAACAGCAAAUUCUCCAGAUAUAGCUCAGAAUGUCAUUUCUCAUGAGGGUGAACAGUCAGAGCCAGAGGAUCAUCAAGAACUAACAACUCACGAAACUGAAAAGGAAAUGACCAUAAGUGACAACGAAAUGAUUGCUGAUUCUGAUGGAGGGGAGCAUGAGAAUGAGAAUGAGAAUGAGAAUGAGAAUGAAAAUGAAAAUGAUUCAGCCACAGAGGAUCAUAUUGAAGAGCUUAGUAAUGAAAAUGUAAACAGUGCUGAAUUGGAGGACAUCAACGCUCCAGAUGAAUCAGCCACACUGGUGGAAAAUCCAGAAAUCAAAAUUGAAGAAACAGAAGAAAUCAACAAUGAGCCUAGCGAACCUGAUUCAUCAGAUAAGGAAAAAGAAGAAACCAUUAUAAAUGCAACAGAGGAGAAUCAAGAAUCGAAAGAGGAGGACGAAGAAACAAACCAAGAGAAAGAAACUCCCAUGGUAGAAGAAACUGAAAAUCUCAGUCCCAAUCAAGUUGAAGUCGGUGUAGAAGAAAGUACAGAAGCAGAACCAGUGAAAAAUACGAAUGUUGCAUCAUCAAAAUCUCUACAUCAUGUGGUGCAAGGUAAGUAUAUUGAAUCUGUGGUUUCAAAUAAUGUAAUUGAAGAGACUGCAAGCAAACUUAGGGAGCAAAGGAAGAACAAAGUGAGAGCACUGGCUGGUGCUUUUGAAACUGUCAUCUCCCGGCAAGACCACAAAUGAGUUCUCAUCUAUUGUUUUAGUUUGUGAAUCGUUCUUUGUUGUAUGCUUGUUAUAGUUUUCUAAAAACAAUACUGUACUGCAUUGAAGUCUUUAAGUGGGAG
This is a messenger RNA of Solanum stenotomum, 1423 nucleotides long. RefSeq lists its product as uncharacterized. The transcript has a single exon. The coding region runs from base 48 to 1322 and encodes 424 amino acids. Lineage: Eukaryota; Viridiplantae; Streptophyta; Magnoliopsida; Solanales; Solanaceae. The record is from RefSeq and is a predicted model, not a curated record. Gene Ontology annotation, molecular function: calmodulin binding.